AUGGCGGAGGUGGUGCUGCAUAUAUACGAUGUGACGAAUAGUGGAUCGGAGAAGACGAACAGCACCAUUAUGCAGAUCAACAAGAUCUUUAAGGACGGUAUUGGCCUCGGCGGCAUCUUCCACAGCGCCGUUCAGGUUUAUGGAGAAGAUGAAUGGUCAUUUGGGUUUUGUGAACAAGGAAGUGGUGUUUUCAGUUGUCCUUCAGGAAAAAAUCCAAUGUACACGUAUCGCGAAUCCAUCGUCCUUGGGACAACAGAUUGUUCAAUCUUUAAGGUCAAUCAAAUCUUGAGGGAGCUUAGUAGAGAGUGGCCUGGGUAUACUUAUGACUUGUUAUCAAAAAAUUGCAACCACUUCUGUGAUGAGCUAUGCGAAAGACUUGGGGUGCCAAAGCUUCCAGGCUGGGUUAAUCGCUUUGCACAUGCCGGUGAUGCUGCAAUGGAAGUAGCAGGAAACACAGCAGUUCGAUUGAAACAAGCAAAGACAGAGAUUGUAUCGGCGAGCAAAGUUGCUUAUCGUUUCCUUGUUGGCGUCACUAACAACAUAGGUUCUCCUGAAGCCUCUGGAAAUUCAAAUAGAGGAGCCCCUAGAUUGCAAGGAGCUUGGUUCAAAAACCUAAUCACUACAGGAGCCAAACCGUCUAGUAGUUCUGAAUAUGAUAGUGAAGAGAAUGCUCUUAGGCCGCAACAGCAGACAGCUUCUGAUUUGCCGCUGCCACAACCUUCUCAACCAUUGCACAAUGGUUAG
Messenger RNA from Fragaria vesca subsp. vesca, 744 nucleotides. Its product is annotated as deSI-like protein At4g17486-like. The transcript is spliced from 4 exons. NCBI's taxonomy places the organism in Eukaryota, Viridiplantae, Streptophyta, Magnoliopsida, Rosales, Rosaceae. The coding region runs from base 1 to 744 and encodes 247 amino acids. Gene Ontology annotation, biological process: protein deubiquitination. The record is from RefSeq and is a predicted model, not a curated record. Gene Ontology annotation, molecular function: deubiquitinase activity.